This is a messenger RNA of Sapajus apella (tufted capuchin), 2062 nucleotides long. RefSeq lists its product as uncharacterized. NCBI's taxonomy places the organism in Eukaryota, Metazoa, Chordata, Mammalia, Primates, Cebidae. The record is from RefSeq and is a predicted model, not a curated record.
UGUGUAUGUGUGUGUGUGUUCAUGAGCAUGUCUGGUCUGCGUGUGCGCGAACGCAUCUGCGCGUUGUGUGCGAACACGUCUGCUCUCCAUGGUGGUGGCAGUGGCCAUGGCCAUGGCUCUGUGCAUCUCCCUCUGGAGAUGCCAGCCUCAUGCUCCCGGAGCCUCAGCCCCUAUGUCAUUCUCCUUUCUGUUACCGCUGACAGCUUUCUUGGGUCUCAUUUGUCACCGAGCCCCGAGUGCACGGUGUCUCCCAGAAUGCCCGGGCCUGCCCCCGACCCCCUGCCAUGGGUGGGAAGUCGUCGGGGGCAUGGGGAAGCUAACCUGGCCCCUUCCCCCAGGAGUCCCUGUGCCAGCCCCACCACAUCCUGGAGGAGGAGGGGGCCUCGGGAAGGGGCCUCCCCUACAUCGCUGCUGUCGUCCACGCCCUGCUGGACCGGCCUUAGGGGUGAAGGUGGGGUCACAGGGCCCACCCCGCCUAGGACCCGGGAAAUAGAAGACGCACCUGGGCUCCAUGCUCUGAGACAAGAACUCAGUGAGGGCAGCCUGGGACCCCUUGGCCUUCAGGCUUGGCCGUCGCCGGGGGUGGAAGGCCCACGGGUGUCGCAGGUGUCGUGUCAACUGCAAUAAACAGAAGCCAGAAGUCCUCUGGGUGGCCCUCAGGUGUGACUGUGUCUGAGCACGCGCGUCUCGGGGGCGGGGUAGCCUCUGUUUCGGGGAUUCUCCGCCCCGUCGCCAGGGGGCGCCUGCGGUAGCCCGGCGGGGGCACGCGCCACGUGGUCGGGAGACGCACAGGGCGCCGGCGUCGCCGCGAGGUCUCGGGCGUGAGCUCGCCACGCGGGCCAGUUCGCGCCACGCCGGGAGGGAGCCUGAGCGGGACAGGCGGCGGGGACACGGCAUGUUGCCCUGGUCGCCACGGCGGUGGGGCGCGGGCCCGGAAGAGGCGCCCGAGGGACCAGGCCCCACCGCGAGCAGGGACCAGGGUGAGGCCUGGAGCUCAGGAGCGGACGCUCCCAGGGAGCUGGGGACACCCCCACAGGACAGGUGAGGGGCUUGGUCGGAGCCACGGGGGGGGGGGGGACAGCGACUGGGGCCUCCAUGCCUUCGCCCGCGCUCUACGGAGGCGUCUCCAUUGUCCCUGCUGAAGAUUGGGUCUGUCGGCCUCCCUUGCACCAGGCACCCUUGGGCUACAGGGGAAUGUGUGUGGGGGCAGGGUGGCUGCAGCUUCAGUCCCUGCCCCUCCAGCCCACAGCCCCCAUCCCGCAGACAUUCCUGGACCCAGAGAGAGCAGCUGCUGCUGCCCCGCCAUCCGCCAGGUCCGGCCACUGAGCAGCCCCUCGGAGCCCCAGUUCCCCUUCCCCCCCAGAUGACCUGGGAGGAGGCCCCCUCGAGGAUGACUCCUCUAGCACCCUGGGACCCCAAGUACGAAGCCAAAGCAGGGCCUCGGCUGGUGUGGGGGGCCAACUGUAGCUCAGGAGCCUCCUUCUCAGGCCGGACGCUAUGUCACCCCUCGUUCUGGCCGCUGUAUGAGGCAGCCUCGGGCAGGGGUCCCCGGCCCAUGGCCCUUGCCACAGGGCCUCAGAAUGGACAGCAGGUGCACCCAGAUGCAGGGUUCCCGGUGAUGUGCUGUGAAGACGUCUUCUUCUCAGACCCUCUGCUGCCCCAGGGACAGCGCGUCCCCCUGUACCUCUCCGAGGCCCCCCAGCAGGUGAUGGGCUCCCUGAAGCUGCUGCCGCCACCCCCCAUAAUGUCCCCCUGGGUCUUCCCCAGCCUGUCACCCUCCCCAGGCCGCUCCACCGCCUUGCUCAGUGGGCCAGAGCUGAUAGCUCUCACUGGCCUGCUGCAGAUGAGCCAGGGGGAGCCCAGGCCCAGCUCCUCCGCGGCUGCCACACCCGCUGCUGGCCCCCCAGACCCUGCCUCUGACCCACCCAGCCCCUGAGAUGGCCCCAGCCGUUUUCACAGUGCUGACCCCUCUCUCCCACAGACCCCAGACACCCAUUGUUCAUAGCCUUCUUGGAGCAGGGUGGGCUGGUUGUGUUGACAAUAAAAGUGUUGGUUUGCAAAA